This is a messenger RNA of Lampris incognitus (smalleye Pacific opah), 2901 nucleotides long. RefSeq names its product EMAP like 1 (gene eml1). Bases 619 to 2877 code for a protein of 752 amino acids. The transcript is spliced from 22 exons. Gene Ontology annotation, biological process: microtubule cytoskeleton organization. Gene Ontology annotation, molecular function: microtubule binding. The record is from RefSeq and is a predicted model, not a curated record. Gene Ontology annotation, cellular component: mitotic spindle. NCBI's taxonomy places the organism in Eukaryota, Metazoa, Chordata, Actinopteri, Lampriformes, Lampridae.
CACGCGCGCACACGCACACACACACACACACACACUGGCUGCCUAUGCCAGAGCCUGCUUCCUUGUGCUCUGUGCUCAAGCCCUCUUAAAGCUGUUUUUCUGCCGGAGAUCACCGAGAGCGUUUGCUUUAACAACACCCAGCUGCUGCCACUGAAGACAGAGGGAGGACGGAGGAGAAAGAGGAGGGAAGAAGAGAGGAGCACGAGAGGGGGGGGGGACAAACCACCAGCCGACUUAAAACUUCUCUCUAUCGUGUGGUUCAACAUACUUUGUAUGCCCUCUUGCUCUUUAGGGAGAUCUUGCCAGUGUAGUCCAGGACUUGGGAUUUUUUUGAGAGAGGGAAAACAAAAGAGAAGAAGGAAAGAAGAACAAAAAAAAGAAAGAGGGGUUGGAGUUCACAUGACAUAAUCGGAGUGAAUGGGUUGCUAUGGUGACUCACACAGGGAGCCUGACCCGUGGAGACUGAAUGGAGGGAGCGCCUUGGUCACCAAGUAAACGGUAAGCUGACAGUGGGGAGUCACCGGAGAUAGAGACAGAGAGAGAGAGAGAGAGAGAGAGAGAAGAACGGCGGAGUGGUGGAUAACAGACUCAAGCAGAGGAACGGAGCAGAGGUUGAGAAUGGAGGACGGGUUUUCCAGCUACAGCAGCCUCUAUGACACCUCCUCACUGCUACAGUUCUGCAACGAUGACAGUGCAUCAGCGGCCAGCAGCAUGGAGGUGACUGACCGCAUCGCCUCCCUGGAGCAGAGGGUCCAGAUGCAGGAGGAUGAGAUUCAGCUGUUGAAGUCUGCUCUGGCGGAUGUGGUCCGCAGGCUCAAUCUGUCAGAGGAGCAGCAGGCCAUGGGCACACGCAGGGGGCCCACCAAAGCCAGACCGAUGAUCGCCACCCUGCCAUUACGGCCCACGGUGAACAACGGGAAUGUCCUACCAAAGAAAAGCAGCGGUACUCUACCUUCUCCGUCUGGAUCUGGCUCCAGGAAAGACACCACCGCACCAGCCAACAAGAGCACUGUGAGGAGAGCCAACUCAAAUGAGCAUGUGGGAACUCUCACGAGGAGAGACUCGGGCGACUCUAAGGGCAAUCGAACACGUGCCGGCUCCACUGGCAGCAACUCCAGUGGCAAGAGGAGUGAAAGCAAACAGAAGGAGCCUGUGUUCAAUGCAGGGAUGCGACGCGUGACCCACUGCAAAGAGGAAGGUUAUGUGAAAAUGUAUUUGAAGGGCCGUCCCAUUACCAUGUACAUGUCCAAAGACCUGGUGGAAACCUACUGCCUGGAAGCCAGAGGCGAACUGCCCAGCAACAAGCUGAAAUUGGACUGGGUGUAUGGUUACCGUGGCCGAGACUGUCGUUCCAACCUUUACUUGUUGCCCACUGGAGAGACGGUGUACUUCAUCGCUUCUGUGGUAGUGCUGUACAAUGUGGAUGAGCAGCUGCAGAGGCACUACACUGGACACACAGAUGACAUAAAAUGCCUGGCUGUCCAUCCGGAUAAGAUCACCAUAGCAACUGGCCAGGUGGCGGGCACCUCCUCAGAUGGCAAACAGUUGGUUCCUCACGUGCGUGUGUGGGAUUCUGUCAGUCUCAACACCCUCCAUGUUCUGGGUACAGGCUACUUUGACCGUGGCUUGGUCUGCCUGGCCUUCUCGAAGUCGAAUGGAGGAAACACACUGUGUGCUGUAGACGACUCCAACGACCAUGUUCUCUCUGUCUGGGACUGGCAGAGAGAGGACAAGCUAGCCGAUGUCAAGUGCUCCAACGAGUCAGUAUUUGCCAUGGACUUCCACCCCACAGACAGCACUGUUAUUGUAACCUGCGGCAAGUCCCAUCUCUACUUCUGGAAUCUGGAGAAAGGCAUGCUGGUUAAGAAACAAGGACUGUUCGAGAAACAGGAGAAGCCGAAGUUUGUGCUGUGUGUGACUUUUGCAGAAAAUGGAGAUGCCAUCACUGGAGACUCCAGUGGGAACAUACUGGUGUGGGGAAAAGGCACCAACCGUAUCAGCCAUGUUAUCCAGGGAGCUCAUGAGGGCAGUAUCUUUUCUCUGUGUAUGCUGAGGAAUGGCACCUUGGUGUCUGGAGGAAAGGACAGAAAGCUCAUUUCCUGGGACAGCAGCUACCAGCAGAUACAAAUGGUGGAGGUGCCUGAGAUGUACGGCCCGAUCCGGACCGUAGCUGAGGGGAGAGGCGAGUGUAUGCUCAUUGGCACCACCAAGAACUGUGUUUUACAAGGCAGUUUGGAUGGGGAAUUUCUGCCCAUAACACAGGGCCAUACUGACGAGCUGUGGGGUCUGGCUGUCCACCCCUUGAAGCCCCAGUUCUUAACUGGCGGUUAUGACAGACAAGUUAGCUUGUGGGACUCAAGUUCCCAUCAGCCCAUCUGGACCAAGAACAUGGACGAUGCAGCCCAGUCAGCUGGCUUUCACCCAUCUGGAGCAGUAGUCGCUGUAGGAACACAGACUGGCAGAUGGCUGGUACUGGACACAGACUCUAAGGAUCUGGUCACAGUCCACACAGAUGGGAACGAACAACUGUCUGUCAUGCGUUAUGGGCCAGAUGGCAACUUCCUGGCCAUCGGUUCACAUGACAACUACAUCUAUAUCUAUGCCGUGGCGGAAAAUGGCAGGAAGUACAACCGUGUGGGGAAGUGUUCGGGUCACUCCAGUUUCAUCACCCAUUUGGACUGGUCAGUGGACUCCCAGUACCUGGUGUCCAAUUCAGGAGACUACGAGAUACUGUACUGGAUCCCAUCAGUGUGUAAACAGGUGGUGAGUGUGGAGACUACCAGAGAUAUCCCUUGGGCCACAUUCACUUGCACUCUGGGCUUUCAGGUUUUUGAGCUCUGCGAGCUUUUUGUUUUAGGUUAUUCACUGCCCUACUGAAACUCCCUGAUGCUGUAAUAAUUA